ACGUCACGUUGCAAGUCGGAAGUCACAUCGGUAAAAGAGCCGAACGAAGUCAGCUGCAGCUUAUCUAUAAAGUUUACUUAAAUUCGAGCCUUCAAAAUGGCACUCAGCGAUGCAGACGUUCAGAAACAGAUCAAGCAUAUGAUGGCCUUCAUUGAACAAGAGGCUAAUGAAAAGGCAGAGGAAAUAGAUGCAAAGGCUGAGGAGGAAUUCAACAUAGAGAAGGGUCGUUUGGUCCAGCAACAGCGAGUCAAGAUCAUGGAAUACUAUGAAAAGAAGGAGAAACAGGUGGAGCUCCAGAAAAAAAUUCAGAACUCUAACCUCCUGAACCAGGCCAGGCUGAAGGUGCUAAAGAGCAGAGAGACUCACUUGAAGGCUCUGCUUCAAGAUGCCCAGGCAUUGCUGACAGAUAUCACCAAGGACCGCCCUAGGUACAAGGCGGCACUUGUAGGACUGAUCGCCCAGGGACUUUACCAGCUCUUGGAGCCCACAGUUGUCCUCCGGUGUAAACAGGAGGAUGUCGAUCUUGUACAGGAGUGUGUGCCGCUCGCUGUGCAGAUGUACACUGACGAAAUCCACAAAACUGUCAAAGUCACCAUCGACAAGGACAACUUCCUGGGAUCUGAUGUAUGUGGAGGUGUAGAGAUGGUUGCUCAUGGCAAUAAAAUCAAAGUAGAGAACAUGAUUGAGAAUCGACUGAACCUGAUAUUUGACCAGAUGGUACCCCACCUGAGGACUGUGCUAUUCGGGAGGAACCCUAACCGCAGAUUUACUGACUAAGAUUUCUGUCACUACUACAGUGAUCAUUCCACAUGUGAUAUUGUCAUACCUUAGGUUACAAACAUAGCUAUUCGGACAAACCAUUAGGACAUUUGUUGACAUUGAAUUAAGUUUUGUAUUAUUAAGUUGAAUUUUGCUUCAUUGUGUAUCAAGAUAACUUUAGCUUAUGUUGUCAUCUAGAGAACAAGGAGACAAGAAAUAUCUUGGUAUAACCAGUUUACCAUGAUAUUCCAAAGUAACACAAAUCCUGCUAAUUUGGGUGUUGUUUCUCCAAAUGAUGCAUCAAAAAAUAUCUUAUUAGACACUCUCAAUAUUCCAGAACAGUUACAUAUAUAUGUAGAAUGUAAGUAUGAAAACAUGUGGAGCAGUCCUAUACCUGGAACUAGUCACACCGUUAUAAACUAGGUGGACACAGUAUAAAUGGUAGGUCAUAGUUUAUCGUUAGAAAUCUGUUAUGUUGUAUUGUAUGUAAAGUAGGUUGUUAGCUCCACCUCCAAGUAUCUGGACAUCUUCUGAAUCAAUAAGAAAUUUUCUUGUAACAUCUAAUCCAUACUUUAUUGCACGAGUGCAGUGCUUACUUUUCCCCCCAUCAGAUGUACAUUGUAAAGGAAAA
Molecule: messenger RNA, 1390 nt
Organism: Mizuhopecten yessoensis (Yesso scallop)
Lineage: Eukaryota; Metazoa; Mollusca; Bivalvia; Pectinida; Pectinidae
Product: V-type proton ATPase subunit E-like
Exons: 8
Coding region: 97-777 (226 amino acids)
Biological process (GO): proton transmembrane transport
Cellular component (GO): proton-transporting two-sector ATPase complex, catalytic domain
Molecular function (GO): proton-transporting ATPase activity, rotational mechanism
Source: RefSeq, a predicted model, not a curated record